AUGGUGACGGCACCAGGACUGUCUUGUCUUGGCGGCCCGGCCAGUCGGGACCCGAGCCUGACGACAGCGAGGACUGUUGAGCCCAGCCGGCAACAGGCCCAGGCCGAGGCCGAGGCCGGGCGUGAUGAUGCGUCGCAGGGCUGGCCUCCCAACGCCUCGUCGCCCAUCACCUAUCUCUAUUUGACGUUCGACACCGCCCUGCCAGAGGUUGACAUGGCUCCCACGUGCGCCCGCCCCGGCUCAGCUGCUCCCGCCGCGCCGAACCUGCUCGACUAUACGGACCCGACCAAGUGGCCCGGCCAUCGCAAGGCUUACCACAUGGUGCUCUGCUGUGUUGCUACACUGCUCACGGCAUACUGCGCCGGCUCAUACUCGCCCCCGGCAGCUGUCAUGGAGGCCGAGUUCCACGCCUCCAGGACUGCUGUGAUGACCGGGAUAACGACCUUCUGUGUGGGCUUCGCCCUGGCGCCCAUGGUCCUUGCCCCGCUGAGCGAGAUCAACGGCCGAUACCCCGUCUUCUCCAUCUCAGGCGUGGUCUUCGUCGUGUUCCAGCUUGCGUGCGGGUUCGUCACCAACCUGGCCGGGAUGCUGGCCUGCCGCUUCCUGGUUGGAGUCGGUGGCAGUGUCUUUAGCACCAUGAUCGGCGGCAUAAUCGCUGACCUGUGGCACAAGGAAGGGAGGAACACGCCCAUGGCUGUGUUCAGCGGCUCGGUUCUUGUGGGUACGGGGCUCGGCCCUUUGGUCGCGUCAGUCAUGACCUCCCGGCUCGCAGAUGACGGAGACGCAUGGAGGUGGGUCUUCUGGCAUCAGGCCAUCGCCGGCGGCGUGCUGGUGGCCCUUAUUGUCAUGCUCUUCAAGGAGAGCAGGGGCAGCAUCGUCCUCAGCCGCAAGGCAAGGGCCCUGAACAACUGGUACGAGGCAAGAGAACAGGCUGGGUACUACGGCGUCUGGCUGCCGGAGCCCGGCCCGCCGUCGGGUGCCGAGGCCGAGGCGGAGGCGGAGGCGGAGGCGGUGGCGAGUGACAGCGACAACGUGGCUCAAGCGGCAGGGCUGGAAGACGAGGAGAAACGCGCGGCAGGGCCACCAGGCUCGACCACCGGCUCGGGCACAGACUCGCCCCCAACCACGCUGGGCAGCGUGCGUCUUCGCUGGCUCGUCAGGUCUGACAGUGACCGCGCCACCGUCGGCCGGAUGAUAAUGGUCUCUCUGUACCGGCCAUUCCAUCUGCUGUGGACCGAGCCCGUGGUCUUCUUCUUCUCGGCCUGGGUCUCGUUCGCGUGGGCUGUGCUCUACCUGACCUUCUCCUCGAUCCCCUUCGUCUUCAAAACCGUGUAUGGCUGGGAUCCCGAGAGCACGGGCUACGUCUUCACCGCCAUCAUGAUCGGUGGGGUGUUGGGAACAGUCAUUGGGGUUUUCCAGGACGAUCUGCUGAAACACCCACAGUGGAGGGCCGACAGCUGGGCCCAGGACUGUUCAUCAGGCCCGGCCCAAGGCGCAUCUCGGCGCACCGUGACGGCCAGGUUCUACGCUGUCCUGAGGCGCCAGUUCCCCGUCGAGGCGCCCGAGUCCCGACUCUACUUCACCUGUCUCACCGCCGGCCUCCUGCCACUGGGCCUGUUCCUCUUUGGCUUCACCUCCAGGGAGACGAUCCACUGGAUCUGCCCGGCCGUCGCCCUCUGCCUCGCAAGCAUGGGCAUUUACAGCGUCUAUCUUGCGACCUUCAAUUAUCUCGCCGACUUUUACCAAGCAUAUGCAUCAUCCGCCUUGGCUGCGCAGUCGUGUUGUCGAAACCUCCUGGGCGGUGUAUUUCCCUUGGUCACACUGCCGCUGUUCGAGAACCUAGGAAUUGCGAGGGCUGGCGCACUUCUCGGCGGGGUUGCACUUGGCCUGACCCUCGUGCCAUGGGUGCUUGUAUUCUUUGGUAGCAGGAUCAGGGCAAGGAGCUCAUUUGCAGUGGGCCUUGGAGAGGUACCUUGA
Molecule: messenger RNA, 1977 nt
Organism: Diaporthe batatas
Lineage: Eukaryota; Fungi; Ascomycota; Sordariomycetes; Diaporthales; Diaporthaceae
Exons: 3
Coding region: 1-1977 (658 amino acids)
Biological process (GO): transmembrane transport
Molecular function (GO): transmembrane transporter activity
Source: RefSeq, a predicted model, not a curated record